AUGCCGCCAAAACCACCCGCAAAGAAUGGCAAUACGUCUGCUAUUGGCAAAGAGGCUGUCAAGUUGGAGAGCGUCUCCCAACAAGCAGCUCCGGAUGCGCCCAUGUCUGGCAGCAAUACUCCCAUUGUGACGCCUGGUGGUACCCCGGCUCCAGGGACACCGGCGCCGCGUUCGGGAUCCGCACGGCCAUCGCCUGCCAUGAGAGGACGUGGAGGUGCGAAGCCGCAGCCCAAGUUUGCUGGAAGACGAUCUGCAACCGCACGAGCAGAGCUCGAGGCAGCUGAAGCGAAGAAGAAGGAAGCUGAAACCAAGGCUGCUGUGGAAGAGGCAAAGAGGAAGGCAAAAGAGGACAGAAAGUUCGGCUAUGGCAGAGGUAGAGGUGGACCUAGGGGUGGUCGAGGGCGAGGAGGACACAUGAGCGACCGACCCAGAGAACAUGCGUCAGAGGCAGCUGGGGUGUUUGGUGGGGGUCGUGCCGUAUCAGAUACGAAAGGCUUGCGGAGCAGCAGACCUGUAUACCCGGGAUCGGGAGGUGGUGGAGGUGGCGGAGGCGGUGGUGGGUCUGCUGGUGGAGGGAGGUCUGGAGCGAUGGGAUACUAUGGUGGAUCGGGGAUCAAGAGAGAGGGGGGAGACCGUGAUGUGGAAAUGGGAGGGGUUCGACCACCGAUGAACGCAGAGGACGGACUCUAUAUUUCCAGCGAUGAAGACGAGAAUGAGGGCGUCAAAAGGGACAUUGACCAAAUGCAAGUGAUUGAUCUGACUGGAGACAACCCGCCAGAGCUCGAGAAUCCAUUCGUGCCAGUUCGGCUGUCACGAGUACCGCAUAAGGAACGCGCAGUCGGCCUGCAAGCAGAAGAUUCGCCAGACUCAAGCGAUGCUGCAGAUGCGAUAUCGGACAAAAGAAGAGGCAAGCAAAGAGCCAGAGACGUGGAAGUAACAGGGACAGCAGCAGUACCAAAGCGGCCCACUACAUAUAGCUCAUCUGAUACAGAAGGAGAGCCACAGGUCAAGCGCGAACCCUUAGACGAGGAGCAGACACGUCCUAGCGCACCUGAAGUAGGCGAUUUACAGUCUGGAGUGGCCAUCACAAGUCCCCUGGACGAUAUGCCGUCGUCCCCGGAGAGUAAAAGAAAGGCCAAGGAGAGGAUUAAGGCUACAGCGGACGCUACUGAUGUUGAUGGCAAUGAGUCUGACAUCGAGAGACCCCCCGAACCGCACUUCCAGACUCAAGCUGAAAAGGAUGAGUGGGUGCGCCACUACGAUGAUAAGCAAAACAUCCGACAUGAGCUGGGUAGACUGGUACCUCAGGACGCUCCACAACCUGAUGCAGAAGGUGAUUCUGUCAUGGGGGAAGAGAACGGUCAUCUGAAGAGGGCCCAAGAACGGCAACGCCUGCGUGAGGAACACGUCUAUCUCUUCCAAUUCCCACCUAUUCUGCCCGAUCUCAAAGCGAUAUCGAUCAAGGACGAAACAGAAGCUGCACGACCAGCUGGAGAUGCUGGCGACUCCAUGGACGUCGAUGACGAUAACGCUCCUGAUCCCAAUACCGCUGCCACUGCAAAAUCUGCGUUGUCCACGAGUAGUGGUUUGAGCCUACCUUCUGGACAAGUCGGAAAGCUUCGAGUGCAUGCAUCGGGCAAGACUACUCUUGAUUGGGGCGGCACCAGUAUGGUAUUGGGAUUAGGCGCUGAAGCUACGUUCUUACAAAACGUCCUGAUAGCGACAGUUCCUGAAACUAAACCUAAGGAAGGUGACAAGCCGCCCGAUCAGCAAGAGGAUGGGAUUGGAAUGGGCAUGGGCAUUAUCAGAGCCAAAUUUGUGCUUACUCCUGACUGGGAUGAAAUACUCAAGUAG
This is a messenger RNA of Sphaerulina musiva SO2202, 1854 nucleotides long. Its product is annotated as RNA_pol_Rpc4-domain-containing protein. Gene Ontology annotation, molecular function: DNA binding. Gene Ontology annotation, biological process: transcription by RNA polymerase III. Gene Ontology annotation, cellular component: RNA polymerase III complex. NCBI's taxonomy places the organism in Eukaryota, Fungi, Ascomycota, Dothideomycetes, Mycosphaerellales, Mycosphaerellaceae. The record is from RefSeq and is a predicted model, not a curated record. The transcript has a single exon. Bases 1 to 1854 code for a protein of 617 amino acids.